This is a messenger RNA of Drosophila eugracilis, 837 nucleotides long. RefSeq lists its product as uncharacterized. Gene Ontology annotation, molecular function: calcium ion binding. Lineage: Eukaryota; Metazoa; Arthropoda; Insecta; Diptera; Drosophilidae. The record is from RefSeq and is a predicted model, not a curated record. The coding region runs from base 85 to 744 and encodes 219 amino acids. The transcript is spliced from 3 exons.
UCUUAUUCUUGUUAUUGAAACUCAAGUUUCCUUAUUUUUUCUUGUUUUUUUCAUUCUGAUUAGUUGUUUUUCCAGCCAGUUAAGAUGAAGUUGGACCUCACCAUGAACGAUCGUCACAACCUGCGGUUCCAGUCGAUAUAUAGUGGACUGGUUCCUCAGAUCGCCCGAAUGGUGCCCUUCAACGACUCGGAGGUGACUUGCAUUCUGCUGAUCUACUACAAGUAUUGCCUCCAAAAUGGAACCACUGCCCGCCGGAUAACCUCCGCUCAGUUCGUUAACAUUGUGAUUGGAUUCCAACAGCUGUACGACAUGGACGUAGUGGAUCGCAUUGUCACCCUGAUAUCAGGGGGUAGAAAAUACGUGACUCCUAUGGAGUUUGUCAACUAUAUGACCAUCCUAAUGAGUGGUGACAUGGAACGGAAAAUGGAGUUUGCCUACAGGGUUUAUGACAAAAAUGGAUUGGGCAUCAAUCGAGAGAUUAUUUCCAGUUCGGUCGAGAGGUUUUUUCCCGGGGACGAUGACGAGGUACUUGAGAUGCGACUGGACAUGGUUGAUUUUCUACUCCUCAAAUUUGAUGAAGACCAAGAUACUGUCAUCACAUUUGAGGAAUACAGAUCGAUCGUGCUGCAACAGCCUAGCAUGCUGGAGUUCCUUGGACCCAUCUUUCCCUCGGACGAGACGCGUCUGGUGGUUGCCUACUGCACAGCCAUGUACUCUCACAUCCCCGAAAUAGGUUUGAUGUAGAUGUUAGGGUAUGUGGCUGUGUGCCAGCAUAGACCUUCCGCCCAGUCGCAUAAAUCUUUCAGGCACAAAUAAAUCGAAAGCAAUGCAAAUCAG